AAUUCCUUCCAAUUAGUCUUUCCUGAGAAUUAAUACUAAUCAGAUUACAAAAAUAAAAAACAUAUCGAUGCGUUAAGUGAGACAAACUCAAACAAAGGCAUAGAUAUGCCUCACUGUAAAAUGAACGCAUUUUCAGCAAGCUCUUCGCUAAAACGAAGCAUUUCUUCUAUGUCUGAAGGCUGAGUGAGAGUUGCAGGUUAAUCAUUUCUAUUGGCAGAACUUAACUGAUUGUUUGAUUAUUUAUCGAAAUUGAGCUAGAUUUUGUAACAUUGUUCUGAAAUAUGUUGAUUUUUACGAAAUAGAAUGAUGUGUGUUUUCAUCGUUUCCUGAGCAGUCAUUCAAAGCACUUUAGUGCCAGCUGCAUUAUAGAUAGAGGUAGCUUAUAUUUCUCAUCACAUAUGCAGAGAAACAGGGGUGGUUAAUUGCUUCAAAUUGGUUUAUUCGCAUCGGGAAAGAACAGGGCCUAGGCGCAAGAAGAACAGAAAUUGAACAACUGGCUGUUUCGACCGACGAAAUCAGCUAAAAUGUGUGCUCAUUCCUGUCGGAGUCACAGUUCAAAUCAACACAAGAACGAUGAGCGAUAGACAUAAAACACUGAAUUGAUGUAUCAUGGGCGACAACAGCACAACGUCUCCUACUCCUUCCCAGGCUUCUGCUCUGACAGCCGGCAAUGUUGGUCUCAUUUUAUAUCUGUCUUUCUUGGUUGUAAUUGCUUUGUUUGGAAAUGGCCUGUUGUUAACAGUAAUUGUCAAGAGGCAACUUCUACAAAACGUUCAUUACUAUUUCAUACUCAGCCUAGCUACGUCAGAUUUCCUGAACGCUUUGUUGAAGAUUCCCACCACUAUUCUUGGAAAAUUUGAUCGCGGCUGGUAUCCAAGUUACAUCAUCUGCUACUUUACUACUCCUCUAGGGGUACUUUUUGGUGCAGCGUCCGUUUUCAGUUUGUCAGCGGUAGCCGUCAAUAGAUACUUUGUAAUUUCGUCACCGCUGAAUUACUCGGACAGAAUGCCGCCUUUACUAGCCAAGAUCAUUCUGGCCGUGAUUUGGCUCAGCAGUUUUUGUCUCGCGACUCCACCUGUGUUGUGGAGGGAAAAAGAAGCAAUCUGCCGUAGUGGAAACAUCUCGAAAGAACAUUACACUUCUGAAGUGUUGUAUUUUUUUCUAGCGUUAUGGCUAUUUGUGAUCCUGAUUCCAAGCAUAGUUAUGAGCGUGUCGUACGUGAAAAUUUAUUUGAUCGCUCGUUAUCAUGCUUUACAAAUAGACUCACAAAACCAGGCCAGUACACUGUGCCAACAGACAAAGAAAAGACGAAAGGAUUUCAAAGCUGCUGCGGUGUUAGCCGUGAUUGGUGGAAUUUUCAUCCUUUGCUGGUUUCCUUUCUUCGUCGUGCAGACUGUUCACAAGUUUGGUAAAAGUAAAAUCAGUCCGAUCUAUUUUAACGUUUUCUUAUGUGUCAUGUAUACAAACUCGGCGUUAGACCCUAUUCUGUUGUUUCUUUUUAAUGCCGAGAUACGAAGAGCAUUGAUAAAAAUGCUCUGCAAAGCGCUCUUCAAACCCAAGGCACUCUCAUCUCAAUCAGAGCUGUCUUCGUUUUUAAAUCAAGGAACAUGACGGAAGGAAGAAAGACCAAAGAGUGAUCCCGAAAUAUGAUAAAUAAGAGCUGUACUUAUGUAACAUACUGAAAACGGCGGUAAAAUGUUUUAAAUCUUUCUAUUACAGGUCGUCGUAAUAAAAUGUUUCGACCAAGACUCUUAUCUAAAACACACUCAAGUAAACUAGCGAGGAAUGUGACACUUGUCAGAAUAUCAAAGGAGGAUACACCAGUAGAUUCUAUGAUACAAAGUUUCUGAAAGAUAACCAUCACUAACUUAAUUACACAUGAAACCGUUAAUAGACAAUAGAACACAAAUGUACCAUGAAAAAUUUCUGAGGGAAGAAGUAAAAUGAAGAGCGUCGAUAAACACUUGGAAAAUGCGAACACAAUAUGCCCAAAGCAAAGGGUUGUAACUUUUAAGUGAUGGAGAAGUUUUAAGCUCACAAAAUCGAUAUUUCAGAUUUAGGCUUUACUUCAGAUCAUUUCAAAAGGAUAGAUGUUGAAGCUUUGUAAAGAGAUUGAUGUUCA
Molecule: messenger RNA, 2122 nt
Organism: Pocillopora damicornis (cauliflower coral)
Lineage: Eukaryota; Metazoa; Cnidaria; Anthozoa; Scleractinia; Pocilloporidae
Product: 5-hydroxytryptamine receptor 4
Biological process (GO): adenylate cyclase-activating adrenergic receptor signaling pathway; positive regulation of MAPK cascade
Cellular component (GO): plasma membrane
Molecular function (GO): G protein-coupled receptor activity
Source: RefSeq, a predicted model, not a curated record